This is a messenger RNA of Chironomus riparius, 11183 nucleotides long. Lineage: Eukaryota; Metazoa; Arthropoda; Insecta; Diptera; Chironomidae. The record is from the annotation of a GenBank genome assembly.
AGUUUUAAUUUUUCGGGCAAGUGAAAAUGGUAAAGUGGAAAAUAAGUAGUGGAUUAAUUGUGCUAGUGGCUUUAGUGAUAACAGUGAUAAGUGCUUUGCCUCAUAAAUCCUCAUUUGAUAGUGAUAAUGAAGAAUUGGAUGAUAUUAAGUCAUUUGCUGAUGAUGGACGCUUACCAAAAGAUGUGGUUCCAGUUCAUUAUGAUUUGAGGCUAACUACAAAUGUCCAUAAUAAUGGUGAUCGUGCUUUUGUUGGAUUUGUGAAAAUUUCAGUUCAAGUUUUAGCUGAUACGAAUUUAAUUAAGUUACAUAAUCGAGGAUUGAUCAUUACUUACAUGAGAUUGACAUCAAUGAAUGGUGCAUUUGUUUAUGAUGCUGAUUUUAGUCAUGACACAAGCAAUCAGUUCCUUAUCAUUACUCUUGUCAAUUCUGACAUCUUUCUCCUAGCUGGAAAUGAAUAUAACAUUGAAAUUGCUUUUAGUGGAAAUUUAAGGACAGACAUGGGUGGAUUUUAUCGAUCUUUGUACUACGUUAAAGGCGAGACAUUGCCUAGAUACCUAGCUGCUACUCAAUUCCAGUCAACAUCAGCUCGCAGUGCUUUCCCAAAUUUUGAUGAACCAGCUUUAAAAGCUACAUUCUCGUUAGCAAUCACACAUGCAUCUCAUUAUGAAGCUAUUUCAAACAUGAAUGGAGUUCGGACCAAAAAUCUCGAUGGAACAACAACAACUUCGUUUGAUGAAACUCCAAUCAUGUCUUCCUAUUUAUUAGCUUUUGUAGUUUCUGAUUUCGCAUAUCGUAGCAUGUACAAUGGACCCGACAAGACAGAACAUCGAGUUUAUGCUCGUGAAGAAGAUGUUGAGAAUGUUAAGAUGUCACUUGUGAAUUCUGAUAUAUUUUUGAGGAAGUUGGAGGAAUAUUGCAAUUAUGUCUAUGAGAUUCCAAAGAUGUAUUCUGCAGCUAUUCCUGAUUUUGCUGCUGGAGCUAUGGAAAAUUGGGGACUUAUCUUAUACAAAGAACAAUACCUUAUUGUCAAUGAAGAAUCACAUCCACGUGAAAUUUUCAACAUGUGGACCGUUACUGCUCACGAAUUAGCUCAUCAAUUCUUCGGCAACUUAGUAACUUAUGAUUGGUGGGAUAAGAUCUGGCUCAAUGAAGGCUUUGCUUCCUUCUUUGAAUAUGUCCUGGUUGAAUUAGCCUAUCCAGAUGAAGGUUUCCGAGGGCAUUUUAAUACAAGAGCGACCCAAAAUGCAUUUAGACGUGAUUCCUUACAUUCGACACAACCAAUGACAACGGAACUUCCAAAACCAACAGAAAUUAACUACGACAAAGGAGGUGCCGUGAUUCGAAUGUUUCAAUACACAAUGGGCGAUGAACUCUUCCAAAGUGCUCUUCACAAAUAUUUGACUGAUAACAAUCACAAACCUGUUGCAACUGAAGAUUUAUUAAAAGUAUUUGAAGAAAUAGCUGGUGACAUUCGAGAACUCAACAUUUCAAGAGCGUUUAGAACAUGGGAAUUGCAAAAAGGAUAUCCAAUGAUCACUGCAUUCUUCAACUCAGCCGCAAAUCAAUUUGAAGUCACACAGGAACAUUAUUUGUCGAUUUCAGAACAGAAAUUAUCAGAAGAUAAUAGUAGCUGGUACAUUCCGUUGAGCUACACAACUGGAGCUAACCCAAAUUUUGUAUCAACACUCUUUACUGAUUAUUUUGUUGAUGGCACGUCUCAAAAGAAUAUUUCAACAGCUGGAAUUUCCGGAUUUGAUGGAAGUCAAUGGUUCAUCUUCAAUAUCCAGCAACUAGGCUAUUAUCGGGUCAAUUAUGACGAAAAUAAUUGGAGAAAGAUCAUUAACAUCCUCAAUAGUGACAAUUAUGAACAAAUUCACGUCCUCAAUCGUGCACAACUUGUCGAUGAUGCCUUAACAUUCGCAUUUGAUGGUGUGAUUUCCUAUGACAUUGCAUUCAGUGUAAUCAGCUAUUUAGAACGGGAAAAAAACUACCUUCCUUGGUAUCCAGUCUCAAUUCACUUUGAUAAACUCAACUUUGUAUUGAAAGGAACUCCACUGCACCAUUCAUUCAUGAGAUUUACUAGAAAGCUUCUUAGAAAGCUUUAUGUAACUAGAGGACUUGAAAAUGUUCAGUCAGACACAGUUUUGGAUAAGUUUGGAAGAGAACUUGCGAUCGAUUGGACAUGCAAAAUGGGAGAUCAAAACUGCUUGAACUACGCACACUCACAAUUGACAAAAGAAAAUCCAAAACCUGUUGAACUUGCACUCCUUUGCAAUGGACUUAAGGGUCUUAUGAGACAAACUGAAUUCGUCAACAUUUACAGAAAGUUCCAAACUUCAAGUGAUCAAAAUGACCGUUUACGGUACAUUGAUGCUUUGUUGUGCACAUCAGAUCCACAAACGUUAAGUGAUUUACUCGAAACAACAAUUGGAUCUGGAUCUGAAUCAUUCUACAGAUCUCAUGAACGUUCGAGAAUUUACAGCCUUUUGGUGUCAAGAAGUUCAGUUGGACUGGAAGUUUUGCUCAACUUUAUUCUUCGCUUCUAUGACGACAUCCUUUACGUAAACGGAAAUGUGUUUGACAGUUGGCUAACAACAGCAUCGCGUCGCAUUUCUGACUAUGAAGAUGAAAAACUCAUUUUCCAAGCAAUUGACCAACUUGAAGCUGCAGGCAGAACUUUUGGUGCAAACCUUCGAAUGAAUAUUGCCAAUAAUAUUCAAUUGAACCAUGACUUUAUAUUUAGCAACCGAUACAGCGAUAGCUUAUUGUUCAUCAACAAUUAUUUCAAAGCUAUUGAUGACGAAGAACAGCAACUGAGAUUGCCACAAACAUCAGAACCACAAAUGUACAGAAUCAAGUUGAAUGUUCCACAAAUCCAAAAUGGAGGUUUACAAUUCACUGGCGAUGUCUCAAUUGACAUCAUGAUCAAGCAAAAUACUGACAAAAUCAUGUUCCAUUCCAAGCAACAAACAAUCAAUGAACUUAGAGUUUUCGAUAUAUUUGGAAACGAAGUGCAAGUUCUUGAUUAUAGUCUUCAAACUGCUGGAGAUUCAUUGACAAUUUAUUUCAUGGAUAUUUUGAGCGCUGGAAGUAAAAUCACAGUUAACAUCAAGUAUUCUGCAAAUCUAUUGACAUCAAGUACUGGAUUUUACCGCACAUCUUAUGUAGAAAAUGGACAAACAAGAUAUUUGGCAGCAACCCAGUUCCAACCUUCAUCAGCUCGUUAUGCUUUUCCUUGCUAUGAUGAGCCUGGCUUCAAAACUCCAUUUGAAUUGAGUAUCACACAUGACAAGUCAUAUUCAGCUAUCGCAAAUACAUUCGGAAUUGACUUUGACAAUGGUGAUGGAACAGUUACAACAGAAUUCGAGAGAACUCCAGUAAUGAGCUCAUAUCUAGUUGCAUUUGUCGUGUCAGACUUUGCAUACAUUACAAAUGAAGAAAGUCGAGGAACGCGAGAGACUCUGCAUAGAGUUUGGACAAAAUCUGAUUCGAUUUCAAAAGCCAAUUUUGCCUUAGAUACUUCCGUAAAAACUCUUAAAGCAUUGGAGGACUAUUGCGGUUUUGACUAUGUCCUUCCAAAAGUUGACUCUGCUGCAAUCCCUGAAAGAAACUCAGCUAUGGAAAAUUGGGGUAUGGUUACUUAUUGGGAGACAGCCAUGAUUUAUCAAGAGGACUAUCGCAACAUUUCACACACAUCAAAGUAUAGUGGCGUGACUAUCAUCGCUCAUGAGUUGAGUCAUCAGUUCUUUGGCAAUGUAGUUACUUGCAAAUGGUGGGAUCAGAUCUGGUUGAAUGAAGGAUUUGCUACACUUUUCGAACGUCUGCUUGUCGACAAUAUAGAUCCAUCAUUUAGAGCUCAUCACUUUAUGAAUGCAUUCUCUAUCCAUAAUCGUGCAUUCAUCAAUGAUGCAAGAGAAACCACAAGACCAAUGACUUGGGAUGUGAACACACUUACGGAAAUUGAUAAUUCAUUUGAUAGAAUUGCUUAUGAAAAGUCUGGUGCUGUAUUGAGAAUGUUCUUGUAUACAAUUGGAGAAAAUAAUUUCAAAAAAUCACUUCAAAAAUACCUAAGAACUUACAACAACAAGCCAGUCAUCUCACAAAACUUGAUUGACACAAUUGUCCUUACAUUGAAUGAAAACAACGCAUACAAAAUUGACAUUGACAGAGCCUUCAGAACAUGGGAAAAUCAAAGAGGAUAUCCAUUACUCAAUGUUAAAUAUGAUCCAUCAUCCAGAGUAUUCCGUCUUACUCAAGAGAGAUUCUUUGAGACAAAGAAAGUCAAUUCCGAUGAUCAAAGCAGCUGGUACAUUCCACUCAAUUUCGCAACAUCUUUGAGUCCAACCUUUGAUACCACAAUCAAUUACUACUUCGAAAAUGGAGUUCAAGAGCUUACAAUUCCAAUCAACAACUUCGAUUUGAGCUACUGGUAUGUCUUCAAUAAGCAACAACUUGGAUACUAUCGAGUAAACUAUGAUGAUGCAAACUGGAAGUCAUUGAGCUUUGCCUUGAACAGUGCUGAAUAUUCUAAGAUCCACAUCAUGAAUCGUGUCCAAUUAAUUGACGACUCAUUUGCUCUAGCUCAAGGAGGUUAUAUUGACUUCACUCUUGCUUAUGACAUUCUAAAAUAUCUUGAUCGAGAAGAUGACUUCUUCCCAUGGUAUACAUGUUAUCGAUAUCUUAAUACUUUGUUCACUGUUUAUGGAAAUAAGAACGAGAAGUUGAAUAAAUUCUUCAACAAGCUAUCAGACAAGUUCUACAACAAAUACAAGCUAACAACACUCGGAACAAUCCCAGAUGAAACCGUCCCAGAAAGAUAUGGACGUGAUUAUGCCAUAAACUUUGCUUGUAACAACAGAAAUGAACAAUGUCUUAAUGACUCUUAUGCUGUACUUUCAAGAUUUGCUGACGAAGGUGUCCUUGUUCCAAAUGGAUUGGAAAGAAUCUAUUGUGCAGGUUUAAGAGGAGUUGACAAACAAGAUUUGUUCACAAAAAUAUGGAAUAUAAUGUCAAACACAGCUGACACAGCAUUCAAAUCAACACUGAUCAAUGCAUUAGGAUGUUCUGAUGAUCCAAUAGCGCUCAAAGCUUAUCUAGACUCUUCAAUUGGCGAUGGAAAUAAUGUAAACUAUACAACUACUCAGAGAUUGUCAGUGUUCAACUCCGUUCUAUUAGGUAAUUCAGGACUUCCUGUAGUCAUAGAAUUUUUGAAACGAGAACAAAAUGCAGUAGUUUCCAGUUAUCGUACACCACUGAUGUCACUUCUUACAAACGUAGCAAAUUCAAUUAAAAACGAAGAAGAUCAAAAGAUGUUCCUCUCAUUCUUGUUGACUCGACCAGAUCUUAAAGGAGACAAUAUUCUGUCUCUUUCAAGACUUACUUCAAAUAACUUGGAUAGACAAAAAUCAGCACAAUAUAUGCAACACAUGAAUCAAAUUGAAAGAAUUUUGAAUGAGUGGGAUCAUGGAAUAUCAGAUGAAGGGCAAGUCUGGAGAAUCCCUAAAACAAUAAGUAAGCCAUAUUAUUACAGAGUUCAUCUUGAUGUUAGAAAUAUUCACACUGGAGAUCGUGCCUACUCUGGCGAUACCACAAUGCAUGUUGAUAUCCUAAAGAAAACUGAUCGCAUCAUAUUCCAUUCUAAAAAUCAAGUCUUUAGCUCAAUUACUGCUAUGAAUUUAGGAACAAACAGUGAAAUCGAAAUUACAAGCUAUAGACUUACUCCUGCUUAUGAAACUAUCAUAGUCUAUUUUGCUAAGGAACUUCCGGCUGGCUCCAAAAUCUCUCUUAAUUUCAAAUACUCAACCAGUCUAGUCACAAUAACUACAGGCUUCUAUCAAACAUCAUACAGCAUGUAUGGAACAACUAGAUACCUAGGAGCAACACAAUUUGAGGAAACUGGUGCAAGAUAUGCAUUCCCAUGCUACGAUGAACCAUCAUUUAAAGCAAUCUUUGAGCUGUCGUUCACUCAUGACUUCUCAGUUACUGUAUUCUCAAAUACAUUAGGAACUGCUGUUUCAAACAACGACGGAACAGGAACAUUCACAACAUCUUUUGAACCAUCACCAAUCAUGAGUUCAUAUCUCAAUGCAUUCGUAGUGUCAGAUUUACAAUACAUUGAUAAUUCAGCAACUAAGGCGGAUAAUGAAACUCUUCACAGAAUUAUUGUGCGCGAAGAUUCACUUAAUAAGGCUUCUUAUGCUCUGGAAAAUUCAGUUGCAGCUCUCAAAGCAUUAGAAGAAUAUGUUGGAUAUAAAUAUGAAAUGGCGAAAGUAGAUUCAGCUGGAAUGCCAGGAAAGAACAAUGCUAUGGAGAACUGGGGAAUGAUUAUGUACAGAGAGAGUUACAUGAUCUAUGACGAAGAUAUCGAAAACACACCUCAUACCCAGAAAUUCAGUGGUGCUAGAGUCAUCUCUCAUGAAAUAGCACAUCAAUUCUUCGGAAAUGCCGCGACAUGUGCAUGGUGGAGCUACUUAUGGCUCAAUGAAGGUUUUGCUCAGUACUUACAAUAUAGAUUGACUGAUAUGUUCUUGCCGGAAUGGAGAAUGCUUGACUUCAUGAAUGUUCUUGCUAUGCAGGCAACUGCAUUUAGAGUUGAUGCUCGAACUACAGCACGAGCAAUGACAAAAGAUGCUAACUCAAUUACUGAAAUUGCGAAUUUGUUUGACAGCAUUGCUUAUGACAAAGCUGCAAGUGUUCUUCGUAUGUUCGAUUAUGCAAUGGGAUCAGACCUGUUUAGGGAAGCAUUGAAUCAUUAUAUUACUACCAAUGAUCACAAACCAGUUGAAUCACAAAACUUGAUUGAUGCAUUCAAAGCAACAUUCCAAAAGAAUAACUACAAUGCCUUCGAUUUUGAGAGAGCAUUUAGAACUUGGGAGACGCAAUCUGGUUUCCCAUUGAUUCAUGUUCGAUAUGACUUGGAAACACUUUCAUUCAGGCUCAGACAAGAAAGAUUCUUUGAACAGAAAAUCUUAAACAACAAUGAUCAAUCUAGCUGGUACAUUCCAGUCAAUUAUGCAACUCAAAAUAACCCCAACUUUGGUAGCACUUUAGCUACUGACUACUUCUUGAAUGGAGAAGCAGAAAAGUCAAUUGAUGCAGUUCCUGGCGAGUGGUAUGUCUUCAACAAUCAACAACGAGGAUAUUAUCGAGUUAAUUAUGAUGAAUCAAAUUGGGUGGCAUUAAGCAACGUUCUCAGCAGUGAUGAUUAUGAUAGGAUCCAUGUCAUGAACAGAGCUCAACUCAUUGAAGAUUCCUUCAUACUUGUUCAAGCUGGAUAUCUUAAUGAUUAUCAAACAGCUUAUGAUAUCUUAAAAUAUUUGGUCAAUGAAGAUGACUUCUUUCCAUGGUAUCCAGCUAAUCGCUUCAUUAGUCCACUUUAUGCUGUCUAUGGAUCUAAGAAUGAAGCAUUAAACUCAUUCGUCAAAAAACUUUCUGAGAAGUUCUAUGCUAAAUACAAACUUCCAGCUGACAAUACUAUUCCAAAAGAUUCUAUGCCUGAACGCUAUGGACGGGACUUAGCAACAAAUCUUGCAUGUAACUCCGGUAAUGAACAAUGUUUGAAGGACAUGAACUUACUCGUCCGUCAAUAUGCCAAUGAUGACAUAAGAAUACCCAAUGGAUUAGAAAGCAUGUACUGUCAUGGUUUCAGAGGAACUGGCAAGCAAGAUGAAUUUGUAAAGGUUUGGAGAAAGAUGCAAAUCACAGCUGAUACAACAUUCAAGACAACUUUGAUCAAUGGUUUGGGAUGUACAGAUGAUAAGGAUGCUCUUACUGACUAUUUGGAAUCAACACUUGGAUCUGGAGCUAGUCAAGUCAAUUACACACAAACAGAACGUCGUGCUGUAUUCACUGCAGUAUUAAAGAGUUACUCAUCAUUGCCAGUUGUUGUUGAAUUCUUAAAUAAAUUUGAACUUGACAUUAUUUCACGAUAUGGAUGGACUCUACAGACAAUUCUCAGCAAUGUUGCUACUACAAUCAGAACUAAGGAUGAUCAAAUAAUCUUCACUGACUACUUGUUGACAUUACAACAUUUGAGUAUAGAUGUCUUAGCUUCACUUUUGAAGACCAUGUCCAACAAUAUGAAUCAACAGACAGCAUUCACAAAUGCAAGACAAAUGGAAAUCAUCAAAACCAUAGCUAAUGAAUGGGAAUUCGGCAUCAUUGAUGGACAUCAGUUGAGAUUACCAGAAACAUCAAUGCCAGAAUAUUACAAGAUUCAUCUUGAUGUAAGAAACAUACAUUCAGGAGAUCGUGCAUACACAGGAGAAGUAAGAAUCGAUAUUGUCAUGCUUGAAAUGACAAAUCGCAUCAUCUUCCACUCAAAGAAUCAAGUCAUCAAUGAGAUCACAGCUUAUGAACGAACAUCAGGAAGAGAAAUCAAUAUUUCUGGGUAUCGUCUCUUCCCAUCAGCAGACAUUAUCAUUAUUUAUUUUGAAAAUGCUCUGAAUUCAGGUGCUAAAAUUGCUGUCAACAUCAAAUAUUCAACGAGCUUGUCUAUCGCUACUUCAGCUCACUUAUUCGGAUUCUUCCAAACUUCCUACAGUAUGAAUGGAACAACAAAAUACGUUGCAGCUACACAAUUCCAGCCAACGCACGCUAGAUUGGCAUUCCCAUGUUAUGAUGAGCCAGAAUUUAAGGCUGUAUUUGAGCUUUCAUUCUCACAUCACUUCUCAGUCAAUGUCUUUUCUAAUACUAUGGAACAUGUUCAUUCUGAUACUGACGGUUCUGGAAUAUUCACAACACACUUUAAACCAUCACCAAUCAUGAGUUCAUACUUGAACGCAUUUAUCAUCUCUGACUUCACUUACAUAAGCAAUGCAGACACAAAAUUACCAAAUGAAACUCUUCAAAGAGUCAUAGUCCGUGAAGAUUCUAAAGAGAAGGCUAAAUUGGCAUUGGAAAGCUCAGUUGCUGCUCUAAAAGCUCUUGAGAACUAUGUUGGAUUUAAGUAUGAAAUGGAAAAGCUUGAUUCAGUUAUGGUUCCUGGAUGGGAUGGAGCAAUGGAGAAUUGGGGAUUAAUAACUUAUGAUCCGAAUAUAUUACUAUUUGGUGCUAUGUCAACUGAAAGUUCACAUACAGAGUUGUUUCAAGGUGUCGUAGUGAUUUCUCAUGAAAUAGCACAUCAAUUCUUUGGAAAUGCUGUCACAUGUCAUUGGUGGAGUUACAUCUGGAUGAAUGAAGGAUUCGCACGAUUCUUACAAUACAAACUGACAGACAUAUAUCGUCCAGAAUGGCGUAUGCAAGAUUUCAUGAAUAUCCAAACUGUUCAAGGAACUGCUUUUAUUUCUGAUGCUCGUAAUACAACAAGAGCUAUGACAUCUAGUGCCACAACACCUUUUGAAAUUGGAAGCUUAUUUGACUCGAUUGCUUAUGAUAAGUCCGGAAGUGUUCUUCGUAUGUUCGAAUAUGCGAUCGGAGAGCAAUUAUUCAGACAGUCAUUGAACUUAUAUGUCACCGUCAACAACCACAAAGCUCCAGUCUCACAAGCACUUAUGGAUGCAUUUACAGAAACCCUUUCCAGAGCUGGAUACAACAAGUUAGACUUCGAUCGAGCAUUCAGAACAUGGGAAAGAACAAAAGGAUAUCCAGUCAUUAAUGUCAGUUACGAAUCAGAUAUUCAAUCAUUCAGAAUAAAACAAGAACGAUUCUUCAGCAACAAAGCACAAAGAGUUAAUGAUGGAAGUAGCUGGUAUAUUCCAUUGACUUAUACAACAUCCAAAAAUCCAAACUUUGAUGACACAUCAGUAACUGACUAUUUCAUUGAUGGAGAAGAAAUGUGGAAUAUUUUAGCUCCACAACAUGAUUCACAGAGCUGGUAUGUCUUCAAUAAACAACAACGAGGAUAUUAUCGUGUCAAUUAUGAUGCAAACAACUGGAAAUUAUUGAGUAAUGCACUCAGCAGUGCUGAUUAUAAUAAGAUUCAUGUCAUGAACAGAGCUCAACUUAUUGACGAUUCAUUUGCACUUGUCUCUGCUGAAUAUUUGACUGACUAUGAAACUGCUUAUGAUAUUUUAAAAUAUUUGGUUAAUGAGGAUGACUUCUUCCCAUGGUACACGGCCAAUAGAUAUAUCAAUCCACUCUAUAGUGUCUUUGGAAACAAGAAUGCAGUCUUGAAUAACUUCGUCAAGAAACUUUCAGCUAAGUUCUAUGGCAAAUAUAAACUUCCAGCAAAUCAAAUCAUUCCUGACGACAUCAUACCUGAACGCUAUGGACGAUCAUACGCAAUGAACCUCGCUUGUGUCGCUGGAAAUGAGCAGUGCUUAAAAGACACUCUAAGACUUGUCAACAACUAUGCAAAUUUCAGUCAACCAAUUCCUAAAGGAUUAGAAAGCAUCCUUUGUCACGGUAUGAGAGGAACCGGAAAACUAGAUUCGUUUGUAGCUUUAUGGAGAGUUUCACAAGUCACAGCUAACACUCAGUGGAAAAUUACAAUUUUGAAUGCUUUAGGAUGUACAGACGAUGAAGUAGCAUUGCAUGACUUAUUAGAAUCAACAUUAGGAUCUGGAAGUGGAAAUGUCAACUACACUCUCAGUACUCGUCAAGCAGUCUUUACUGGAUCACUUCAAAGCACUGUUGUAGUUCCAGUUUUUGUUAAAUUUAUGAACAAGUAUUCAGCUAUGGCAGUUCCAUACUUCAGACAAACAAUGACAGAACUUAUCACUAGAGUAGCAAAUACAGUCAGAACAAGAGAAGAUCAACUGCUGUUACUUGAUUAUCUAGCAACAGUUGAAGGUUUAUCUGGAAAUGAUAUUAAAGCUAUUUCGUCAAUAAUGUCGAAUGCAUUAAGUCAACAACAACAAGCUCAAUAUGCUCGUCAAAUUGAAUUAAUGGGUCAGAUAUAUCCAUUUGAAUUGUAGUAAUUUUAAGCCAUAGUUUAAAAAUUGUAAAGACUCAUUAAGAAUGUUCUCGCUUGUUCGUUAUCAAUCAUAUUCUAUUGUAUCUCUCAAGUACCUUUAGUAUCCGUUUGUUAUCAAUUCAAUUAAAUUGCAAUUGCACUCCAAAUAUUAAUUAAUUUUCGAUUAAACGCAAUGUUCAGUAUUAAUUUGAGCAUGACCAGCUCAACAAUAAAGUUUCGAGUAUCUAUUAUAAAAAUUCUCACAAAUAAAUCACUUUUAAUGUCAUAAACCUUCAGUAAUUCAAUUAUUAUUGCAGACAGUAAUUCGCUAAGCUUGAUCGAUGAUUGU